AUGCAGAUGGUGCCAAGCAAUGUCCCCGACAUAGACGUGCACAUAGGUCUCCCGCAGUUGAUUAAUAAGGCGCAAGAGGCGGUAGAAUUUAUAGUGCAAGAAAGUCGGUGCGAUGCUGUUAUUAUGCGUACUUUGAAACGUACUAGCUCUUUUAGUAACGGUAAGAAACCAAAAGGUACAGAUGUCACGAAUAAUGAAAUGAAAUACUUGCUUGAUCAGUGCCUAGAUCACUUGUCAAAACUUAAUGAAUGCACAAAAGCUAUACGGAAAAAAAGUCAUGGAAAUUUGGAUAUACAAUAUGUUCAUGCUUACUUUUACUAUAAGAUAGUUCAUAUCUUAAUGACUAACGUUAUUCCUGGUUUAGCUGAGUUCCAAAGCCUAAAGAAUACGAUAAAGAAAAAAGCAGGCUCAAUUGAAUCGGAACUCUUACAGAUAUAUAAUGUCAUAUUAUCAUCACUGAUUAGUGAUGAAACUAUUGAAAUUAUUCAUCAUUCAAAGGCUAUACUGAAGGUCAAUGAAAGUAAUUAUAAUGAAAAACAAGUCUCAGAGAAGCAUACACCUUCUGAUAAAAGCUCUUUAACUGAAAAUGAUCAGCCCCAGCUCUGUGCACAUAUCAAUAGCAGCCAAUUGGACAAGCUUUUGCGACAAAAUAGCAAUGAUUUACUGAUAAUAGAUGUCAGAGAAAGGGAAAGUUACAAUAAUGUGCAUAUUCGCGCUCAAAAUAUACUCUGUUUGGAGCCCAUUGCAUUCAGUGAGAAUUAUACUUAUAGAGACUUAGUAAAGAGAUCAAUGAUAACUGCACCAAAAGAUGAAAUCUUACUUCUCGGAAAUUUGUCAAACUUCAAGUACAUUAUUCUUACAACUGCUCUCUCAAGCGAUUUGUUGAAGUCAUACUCCAGUAAACUGGACUGUCUGAAAGAAAUUUUAUACCAAUACCUCACAAUGCAGCCAAACGGUCGUUUUAGCCGAUUGCUUGUUCAUAAGGAUGGGAUUGAGGCUUGGUGUAAAGAUGGUUAUAUAGUAGAACAUAGUGAUGACCAUGAGAAAUCCAUCGGAGAUGAUAGUGAAGAAAGCUUGAUGGAUAGUACGAGAGAGUCUUCAGGUGAAUCAAAUGAAGUUAUAACUACAAAAGACGACAGUGUUUAUGUAUCAGGUGAUUUAAGAAGUUUAAGUUUGCAGGAGCUCCCUGAACUUACUCCUAGUGUCAGUAACUCCAUGGAUUCAAGUAUGAUGGCAAUGAUGAGGCCAGAAGCUGUAACUCAGGGCUAUAACAAUAUCUACCAAAAUCCUACAGAACGUAAGGUUAGUAGAAGUUCAAGCUUCAAAAAUUUUUUUAAUAAAAAGAGAACAUCUUCAAUGUCCUUAGGGUCUCAUACAAGGUCUGUAUCAACACCAAUGGCUCCAAUUAAUGAUUUGUACAACGAUACCAAAUUAAAUCCAAACAGCUUUAAUGACCGAUCACUAUCAGGUUUAUCUCUUGACCCACCUUUAAAGCCAAUGCCUAUUUCUUAUCCCAGUAACCCUGUUAUCAAAACGACAAAAACGCAAGCUAUGAGUCCUGGUCCUGCCAAAUCUGUUUCACCAAGUUCUUUAACAUUUGUUGGAGAUGAUGUGUCUAAGUCACCGACAGGUCUCAGAAGCUCUAGCAAUGCAACAAUCAAAGAAGUUUUGUCAAGUCCUACUGGCAGAAAAUUUAAUCAUUCAGUGUUACCUAAUACAAAGAAGGAUUAUGACUUGAACUUUACCGUGGGUUUGGAAAAUAUGGGCAAUUCGUGCUAUAUGAAUUGUAUCUUGCAAUGCAUUAUGGGUACAAAUGAACUGUCACAGAUAUUUUUAAAUAACUCCUACGAGAAGCACAUUAAUAUUAACAGUAAAUUAGGUUCUAAGGGAGUCUUAGCGAGAUAUUUUGCUAGACUUGCACAUAUUAUGCACCAAACUAGUUAUGAUCAAGAAAAAAAAGCUGCUAUAGUUAGACCGACACAAUUUAGAAUGGCGAUCGCUUCAAUAAAUUCUAUGUUUAGAAAUACAAAUCAACAAGACUGUCAAGAGUUCUGUCAAUUCUUAUUGGAUGGAUUGCAUGAGGACUUGAAUCAAUGCGGUAAUAACCCCCCAUUAAAAGAGCUUUCUGAAGAAGCUGAGAAGAAGAGGGAAUUAUUAUCUUUAAGAAUUGCAUCGUCAAUUGAAUGGGAGAGAUUUUUGACUACAAACUUCAGUGUAAUAAUCGAUUUAUUCCAAGGGCAAUAUGCAUCAAGACUAAAGUGUAGUGUCUGUUCCAAUACUUCGACGACAUACCAGCCCUUUUCAGUCUUAUCAGUCCCGCUCCCAACCGGUACCAAGUCUUCGGUAAAUUUAAUGGACUGUUUUAAUGAAUUUACAAAAUGUGAGAAGCUGGAACAUGAUGAAUAUUGGAACUGUCCGACAUGUAAAAAAAAGCAGCCUUCAACAAAGCAACUAACAAUUACUAGGUUACCCCGUAACCUCAUAAUCCAUCUUAAAAGGUUCGAUAAUAGGAUGAACAAGAAUACUAAAUUAAUUGAUUAUCCCUUUAACCUGGAUUUGACAUCAUUUUGGGCGAACGAUAAAGAUGACCGACUACCACCGGGUGUAAGUAUUGAUGAAUUACCAGCAAGAGGUCAAAUCCCUCCUUUCAAAUAUAGUCUUUAUGCCGUUGCAAAUCAUUUUGGAAGUUUGUAUGGUGGGCAUUAUACUUCUUAUGUUAAUAAGGGACUAUCAAGAGGUUGGUAUUAUUUUGAUGAUCAAAAUUAUAGAUUAGUAAAGAAAACGUCCGAGGUUGUAAAUUCAAAUGCGUAUGUUUUAUUUUAUCGUAGGGUGCAUGGUAUAUAG
Nakaseomyces glabratus is the source of this 2844-nucleotide messenger RNA. RefSeq names its product ubiquitin-specific protease DOA4 (gene DOA4). The record is from RefSeq and is a predicted model, not a curated record. NCBI's taxonomy places the organism in Eukaryota, Fungi, Ascomycota, Saccharomycetes, Saccharomycetales, Saccharomycetaceae. Gene Ontology annotation, molecular function: cysteine-type deubiquitinase activity. Gene Ontology annotation, biological process: protein deubiquitination.